GUUUUUCUCUGCUCUUUCACAUUGGUUUCAUACCAUACGAAAUUUCAGUGUCUCAAUGUUUCAAUGUUUAAAUCUAUCCUUGUUAUACCUGUAAUCUGAUUGGCUGAGAGACAAACGCUGUGACCUUGGCAACCUAAUAGUUACAUAUGAUUAUUAUUGUUAUAAUUACUAGUCGUGUUAUUAUUAUCACUUUACAAGACGAAAACAAUAUCUAAUGUCGAUAAUUUUACAACCAGACUAUGUAUAUGUGACAAAAUUGGAUAUAUGAAAAAAUUAUUUAACCAUAAAAUAAAAAUUGGAGUCAUUCAAAUUACUGUAAGAUAAAAAAGAAAUCGGUUGAAUGGAUCUAGAUGAAGGAAUUUAACAAGACUGGAAAAUUUUAAUUUCUCAAAAAUAAUACGCUAUAAAAAUGAACACUAAGCAUGAAUCUUGGCAUUUUCAGGGAUUAAUUUUAUUCACAUCAUCAAAUCUAUACAUAUUAACAAGUUUCAUUUUAGUAUCUACAGUGAUCAUCAUGUUUUGUAUAAAGUUUAAAUUUAAAUUACCGCCUAAAAAAUUGAACACAUUGAAACAAAGAAAUAAAACGGAUGAUAAAGAAUUGGACAAUGGAAUUAUUCACUUGAAAAGAAACUCAGGGCAGAAAUGUGUAAAUACAAAAACUGAAUCAUGGAAUCAAACUCCGGAUAAAUCUUCACCCAAUUCACCUUUACCUAGUCUUCCACAGUCGUCAAUAGCGAAUUCACCUCAAAUACCAACGACUUCUUCUCCUUCUUCACCAUCUUUGCCUCUUCCUUCUUUACCAAUAAAUCAAUAUCCUCCUCAGGAACAUUAUCACCAUCCUUAUCACCCUGCUAAUCAUCCUUAUUCACAUUCAUCUUAUGAGACAAUAGUCAAUGGAAAUUUAUCAUCAAGACGAACUCAGGGAAAACAAAAGCUACCGCCUUACAAGACGCACCCCAUACCUUUUACUACUUGGCUCAUUAAAAUUACACAGAAACUUUUACAUUGGAAAAAUGAUUUCGUCAAUAGAACAUCAUUCAAUGUUUCAACACAGUUCAAUUGUCAAUGUAAACCAAUGAAUGAUAAAUACAUAUCACAUGACAGCAAUUCAACACCAAUGCAAAGAAAGAUGAGUAAUAGUAAUAACAAUAAUUUUAUGGAUAAAGGACAAUUGAAUGAAGACAGAAUUCUUUUUGAUAGCCUACAAAUUAAAAGAAAAGCCAAUAGUAUGAAAGAAGAGAUGUAUAGAAAACAAAAUAUUUCCCCAUUUUGGAUUAAUAAUACUAAUCAUAUUGUACAGUCAUAUUCCACUAUAAUUGCCUCUUCCCAUCCAACUACAAAUUGUCGUCCUUCACCAUUUCGGCAUUUUGAUUCCUCACAAAGUGAUCUAUUUGAUCCAAUCUAUUCAGUGAUUCAAUAUCCUUUGAAUGCUGGAGGAACACUUCAGUCAACGCAUUCAUUAUCACCAUCAUCAGUGUGUAAUUAUUCUGAAGGAUCAGUCAACGGUCAACGGCAAUUCAUAGAACCGCAUCGUCUAUUGGCGAAAGAUAUAUGGACAAGUCAGGUAAUAAUAAGUGUUUUUGAAUAA
Molecule: messenger RNA, 1588 nt
Organism: Trichobilharzia szidati
Lineage: Eukaryota; Metazoa; Platyhelminthes; Trematoda; Strigeidida; Schistosomatidae
Source: the annotation of a GenBank genome assembly